This is a messenger RNA of Sarcophilus harrisii (Tasmanian devil), 3971 nucleotides long. Its product is annotated as zinc finger protein 24-like. NCBI's taxonomy places the organism in Eukaryota, Metazoa, Chordata, Mammalia, Dasyuromorphia, Dasyuridae. The record is from RefSeq and is a predicted model, not a curated record. Gene Ontology annotation, molecular function: DNA-binding transcription factor activity, RNA polymerase II-specific; RNA polymerase II cis-regulatory region sequence-specific DNA binding. Gene Ontology annotation, biological process: regulation of transcription by RNA polymerase II.
GCUGCACCCACAGCCAGAGAUUUGCGAGAAAGGGCCGGGGAGGGGAGAGAGGAGUGAGCAAGAACUUGUCUUUCUCCAUGGCAACUCUAUGCUGACGUUUUACUCCCGUCUUCUCUCCCGGCCGUGGAGCCAUUGAGAGUUGAGUGUUCUGAGGGAGGUUCCUGUCUGUAGAAAGUAGGGGACUUGUGCGGGGGCUUCUGGGAAGAGUAGUCCGGGCUGGGUGUGUGCGGAAGUCUGUGAAGGGUCUUCUUGGAAGUAGGAGUGGCUUUGAAGAAAAGCUAAAGGUAACUAAGAUUGGACUCAUAGCUGAAGUAAAUUUCCUUCAAGAUAUUCUAAUUCAGAAUGUCUGCAGAAUUGAGUGAAGAUUCCAUAUUGAUUUCUCCCACUCUAACUGAAAAAGAGAGUAUUUUGAGAGUGAAGAUAGAAGAGGACCGCAUCUAUGGACAAGGAUCAGGUGUCCACUGGAACAGCUGCCAUGGUCUAGAAAUCUUUCGCCAGCAAUUCAGGCAAUUUGGGUACCAGGAUUCACCAGGGCCCCGUGAAGCCCUGAGCCAGCUCCGUCAGCUUUGUCGUCUCUGGCUUAGACCAGAGAGGCACACAAAGGAGCAGAUCCUGGAGCUACUGGUCCUGGAGCAGUUCUUGACCAUCUUGCCCAAGGAACUCCAGACCUGGGUUCGAGAGCAUCAUCCAGAAAAUGGAGAAGAGGCAGUGACCAUUCUAGAAGAUUUGGAGAGAGAGCUUGAUGAGCCAGGACAUCAGGUCUCAUUCAGUGGCCGAGCACAGGAAGACCUUAUAGAGGAGAUGGAACCUCACGAAACGGCUGAGGAAUCAUCAAAUGUACAGCCCCUGCCUGUGGAGAAUGAACUUAAGUGGGAAGCCUGGGAAUUCCACUCUCUAAGACACAGUGAUGGUGAUACUCAGACUGAGAAUGGGGAGUCCCUUCCAGAUCAGGAGAUUUCUUCAGGUAUAGAACCACAGGAUGAUAUUUCUGGCACACUUAAUAUAGACGUUGCUCAGAUUUUCAAAUAUGGAGAAAUCUGUCAGCGUGAAGGCAGAUUUGAAAGAAAGCAGGGAAAUCCCUCUCGUAAAAAACAGCAUAAAUGUGAUGAAUGUGGUAAACUCUUUAGCCAGAGCUCAGCACUUAUUCUACACCAGAGAAUCCACAGUGGGGAGAAACCCUAUGAAUGUGAUGAGUGUGGGAAAGCCUUCAGCCGGAGUUCAAUCCUUAUUCAACAUCAGAGAAUCCACACUGGAGAAAAACCAUAUAAAUGUCAUGAAUGUGGGAAAGCUUUCAGUCAGAAUUCUGGGCUUAUUAAUCAUCAGAGAAUCCAUACUGGGGAAAAACCUUAUGAAUGUAGUGAGUGUGGGAAAGCUUAUAGUCAAAGCUCAAAUCUUUUUAGGCAUCAGCGAAGACAUAGUGAAGAAAAAUCCUAUCAAUGUCAUGAAUGUAAAAGUUUUCUUUGAGAGCUUGGAUCUUUUUCAUCAGAAAAGAUAGUGUAAUGGGGGGAGGGAGGAAAUCAGUUUAGUUUUAGUAGACUAAAUAGUUCCCUUUUAACAUCAGAAUAGCCCCUGUGGAAAAAGAGGGAGAUCUUUAGUCACUGUUUGUACUUUACCUAUCUCUAUGUUGUCACACCUUUCUAUAGACUUUCAGAAUCUUAACCUUAUUUUUGAUAUUUAUUCCUCAAUUUCCUGUUUGUAAACAUAUCUCCAUUGCCUGUCCCAUUUCAAAGCUUCCAUGUUAGACAAGUAAAUUGCUUAUGUAUUGAGAAUAUGGAUACCUUCAAAGACAGAUUUUGUGUCCUAGCAAAAAUGCAACACCAAAACUGUAAAGACCAAAUCCCAAACGUACCAUUUCUGACUCUUAAAUUAUGUCUUCUUUUAUUAAAAUCUCAUUUGCAAUCAGACUCUAGGAAUUUGAUGGGUAGCUUAAAAGAAAGAGAAAGACCUUAAAAUCUGGAACAAAAAAAGUUAAUAUGAAGUGCUAUGUACUAGGCACUUUGCUAAAGACUGGGUAUAGAAAAAGAAUCAAAAGACUAUAUCUGCUGUCAAGGAGUUCAUAAUCUAAUGAGGGAGACAACAAGCAAACAGUUAUGUAUAUAACUUAAAUAGAUAAGUUAUAUACAGGGUAAAAGAAAUAAUUAAAAGGUGGGAGGCACUUGUAUUUGGAAGGAUUGAGAAAGGUUUCCUGGACAAAAUGGACUUUUAGUGGUACUUAAAGGAAGCCAGUAAAAAAAGAUGAGGGAGAAAGCAUUCCAGGCAUGGGGGACAAGUCCAGUGUCACAGGAUUGACAAGGCUCUAGCAGUGAAUAAGGUGUAGGAAGAAUGAAAAUGUGAGGGAAAUGAGGGUGGGUUGCCCUUUGAUGUGCCAAACAUAGGAUUAUAUAUUUGAUCCUGGAGGUAAUAAAGAGCCACUAGAAUUUACUGAGUAGGAACAUGAUGUGGAUCAGAGUCAAACAUUGAAAAGCAGAUAUGGCACUUAAGUCAAGAAAGGAAUAAACUCUUGUACUGAAUAAGGAUUGAAUGAUGGUAAAUAAAACUCCAUGUAUCCAUGGAUACAAUUAUCUAACUUAAAAAAAAAAAUCCAAAGCUGUCUAAUUUAUAGACAGUUUACAGAUGUCUGGAAAUAGUCAAAAUAUAUGUGUAAAAUGGGAAAUUUUAGAAUAUUAUGACAAUAUGUUAUAAGAGCACAUGCAAACAGGAUGAUGGUAUCACCCAUGUCAUCUUGGAAUCUAGAAAAAAGAUAGUUGGAGAAGUAGACUUAUUGGCAUGUCUCUAGCACUGUCUAGUUGAUAAUUAUUAACUACCUACUAUGUGCCUAGCCUUGUGCUAAUCACUGGGUAUACAGAUAACUAAUUCCUACUUUCAAGAAGUUUAUGUUCUAAUGUGGAAGCCAAGAAGUUCACUGAACAGUUCCAGCUGUCAAUAUAUCCAAUAUAUCACAAUGGAUGAGAACCACUGAAACUAAAAAAGAAGUAGUGAAUAAUAAUUAUGUAUAAAGCACUGUGCAAAUUCCUCUUUGUUAUCAUAUCUUGGUACCAACACUAUGAAUUAUAAAGGUUUUUUUGUUUUGUUUUGUUUUGUUUUUACUGUAAAUCAGUGUCUUGAGAAAGUAGGGGAGUUAUUCACUAUUUUUUCCCCAGAAUGUAAUUAUUACUGAGUAAGCUGAUCCCUUAGAGCUAAUGUCACCACCAAAAGUCUAGGGAUUUUGGUUAAAGAGCUUGACAGCAUUCCUUAUUAUAGCAUUCUUCCUUUCCAAGUUGAAGGUGCUCUCCAUUGCAAGUUUUAACAUUUUCCAAAGAUAUUGUUUUAAUACCUACUGUUCAAAUAACAGGUACACUUAAAAGUUACACCUUUAUGUUUAAUUGAUCACAUGUUCUGUUUUGAAAUAAAAUGCCUCAUUUGUUCAUGUCCAAAAUAUUUGUGAAAUUUUACAAAACUAAUUUUCAGUGUUUUCAGGUUUCUUAACAUGUCUAUAGGGUCAUUGUAAUAUAUACAUGUUGUUAAUCAGUGGACUGUACUUCAUGGCUCUGUAUCCCAGAUUCAUUGCUUGGUGUAAAACCUCAUAGCAAAAUAAGGCUGUGAGAAAAAGAAGAGGAAAAAGACAUGUUUAUAGUGACCCUUUAAUAUUGACCUUAUGAUUUUUAAUCAUUUAGUCUAAAAAUAAUUUCUAUAUAUAAUGUUUGGAGUGCCUUCAAAGAAAAAUGGGAUUGUCAUAGGCCAGUUUAAAACAAUGGUAAAUAAAGGCCAGCAGGUGAAGAAGUGGAUGCAAAAAAGGAGCUUGUUAAUGAUAGAUAUACUGGUAGUGAUUAAUUCUAAGAAAUGUACUUUAUAGAUUUAACUGUACAAAUAUGUAUUGAUACUAUGUAUUUGAAGCUAUAAAGGGGUCUUUUGCUUGGGACUCAUUCUUAUAGUUGCUGAAAGAGACCAAGUGAUGUCUAAUAAAGCAAUGAACUCUCCCUGAAAUAAAUAAA